AUGGCGAUAGAGGAUCUUUCGCAUAUAUCCCUUAGACAGGACACGGUGACUGAGCUAAUCAAGCUCAUCGAUACCUAUCCCGUUAUCCUCAUUAGAGGAACUCCUGCCAGCGGAAAAACCACGUUGGCACGGUUGCUCCAAGAUCGUUUGCACAAUCAAGGACGUAUUGUCCCAUUCUUCUACACUUGGAAACAAGACCUUAUUACAUUCGACACAGAGCCAUGGGUGGCACUUGCUAAGGCGCUCAAACAACGUCUUCCACGCGGUCAGGUCCCAAACCUCAUGAACGAUGAGAUUGUUGUGAUUGUGGAUGAGGCCCAAGGGUCAUACGAUGAUGAUUACCUGUGGAACCAUAUAAUAAAAUUAUUGAUAGACAAGCCUUGCAGAUAUAAACUACGCAUUUGUCUCUUCUGCUAUUUUGGAUGUCCAUCAACGGGUGUGGAACCACCUCAGGGUCUCGGAUAUUGUCCAGCCACUAUACCCGAAAGACAAUGCAUAACACUCACACCCCAAUCGUGUAGUGAAUCACCGAAAAUUGGCCUUUACUAUACCGAGUCAGAGUUUGAUGACGUUCUUUGCCGAAUUCUCCGAUACGAUUUCCCCAACUGGGUAGUUACCAUCGAUGAAAAAGCUAAGAAAUACCUGUUCUCACUUACGAAUGGGCACCCCGGAGGCGUAACGGCGAUGAUACGGUUCGUUUGUGAGACCUACUGCGCCGACAUGAAACAUGACAGGAUGUUUGUGAUAUCCCAGCAGCAUGUUCUCAACAUCCUCGACGGUGAUGAGGAAUCUGCCUUUGCCUUUGUGGCGAAAUGCGGCGUCUCUCGCUCUUUCCCUAAACUAAUAGACCUCAAAGGUCCAGUUCACGAAAUACUGUGCGAGAUUACAGAGAAGGGGAAUAUCAAUUGGGAACAGAGACCAGGGUUGGAGAAAUGCUAUGAAAGAGGCUGGAUCCACAGGAUGCUUACGGGUCCAGAAGGGAACUCAGACCAAUAUGAAAUUGCUGUUCUGCCAUACCGCCUGCAUGAGAAAUGGCUUCAGUACCUCAUUAGCCAGGACAAAAGAGCCUUGCCGCCGCGUUUCACCAACUUGACUCAAUUGUGUAUGGAAAUCCUACACGAGUUUUCAAGUAUGAACCUGAAGCCUCCGACUACCGACAGGAAACUGUCAACCGCAGCACAACCCAGACCCGUUGGAACGCAGUACCAAGAUGAGUUCUACAGGGCGUUUUGUAAAGUAGCUGGCCGAGGGGUGCCAAUUUCCACGGAAUGGGCUAGGACAGAGAAGAAGUGGGCAGUGGAACUGGUGAGACAUGAUGAUAGAAUUGACGAUCAUGUGAAGCGGUUUCAGGGGGGAGGGCAGUACUUUGACUGGCUGCAGAAGAAAGCCGUUGAAGAUUGGAUUGUCAUCAAUUGCGCUACCAGUGUACCAAUCUCAGAUCAUGAAGAAUGUCGACUUCUCCACGCUGUCUUUUUGAAUGACUUCACGGAGUUACAGAUUCUCAAUCACAAAAGGACAAGCCUUGAGCGAUCUUGUUGUCUAAUGAAGUGA
Aspergillus tubingensis is the source of this 1551-nucleotide messenger RNA. Its product is annotated as ATP-binding protein. The transcript is spliced from 4 exons. The record is from RefSeq and is a predicted model, not a curated record. Lineage: Eukaryota; Fungi; Ascomycota; Eurotiomycetes; Eurotiales; Aspergillaceae. Bases 1 to 1551 code for a protein of 516 amino acids.